AUGUCCCUACCUACGUCAGGCUCAACAGGCGGCACCGGUGCCACUGGGGCCGCCGUGCCGCCGCAGACCAAGGACCAAUCCACCGUUUCUUCGAAAGAUCCUUGGGAGGAGGCUUUCGACACUCUAGACAUUGAAACACAGAGCCAGUUCAAGAAGGAUGACACAAAUCUCUUGGGCAUUCUACGCCAGAUCCAGACAAGUACCGAGGAGAAUAAAGCUCUUUGCCUUGAAAAGGGAUGGAAGGCGUAUCGCAAUAAGAAAGGUGAAGACGUCAAGCUACGGCAUGUCCUCGAGAAGAUCUCGGCCUGGGUGACAGAAAUCAUCAGCAUCGUCGAGGUACCGGUCUCAUUCGAUCCGAGCAGCCAUGCAGCAUUGCCUUGGGCGGUCAUCAAGUUCCUCGUCACGGUCGGCACCAACGAUGUCGCAGUAUUCAGCAAUAUGAGCGAAUCCAUUGAAUCGGUCUCUCGUCUGAUAGCGCGAUAUACAAUCUUCGAAAAGCUUUAUUUGCGUGAGGCGGACUGUGAAUCUGGCCCGCAGCUUCAUGAGGCUCUCCGGGAGCUCUACGCCGCAAUACUCCGAUAUCUUGCAAAUUCCAAACGAUACUUUAGCGGUAAUUCGAUCAGUGCGUCUUAUCAAGAUAUCAAAAUCAAUCCUCGGAUACUCACGAUUUUCUCUAGAAAGAUUCGGUCGAAGCCUUCUAAGUAUUUGGAAGUCCAGCGAAAGAUGGCCAAAGACUCGGUGGCGUCCUAUGAGACUCUCAGAGCUAUGCUGCACAAGCUUGAUCGGCCGAUUAUGCAGCUAGCUGACUCGCUGUCUGUUAUACAAGAUAGAUUCAAGAGUGAAGAGAGGAAAGAGGUGUUCUUAUGGAUGUCGGAAAUCGAGUAUAGAGAACACCAUCAGGACCUAUCCAAGGAUGUAUUGCCCAACUCUGGGCAAUGGUUGUUGAAAGGUCGCGAAUACAUCGAGUGGGGACAGUCGAGUGUGUCUUCCAUACUCUGGCUUCAUGGUAUACCUGGGUCAGGGAAAACAAAGCUCGUAUCGACCGUCAUCAACGACGUCUUCGAGGCCCACUCAAAUAUGAUUGCACCUCCGAUUGCCUUCUUUUACUGCGUCAGAAACGACGCUGAGCGGGAACGGGCAUUGCCAGUCGAGAUCCUGCGAGCCAUAUUAAGACAACUUUCCAGCACGCAGCCGGACCAGCCCAUCAAGGAGCCAGUUGCCACGGAGUAUGAAAGUCGCAAGAAGAAAGGCGAUGAAGAUUGUUCCAAAAUCCGCAAGUUGACGGUUGAGGAUUGCACCAGACUGAUUCUUGCACUUACGAACCACAGUCCGGCAACGAUCAUCAUCGACGCCCUCGACGAAUGCGACGAAUUCUUGCGUCACGAGCUCCUCGAAGCGCUGGACGAGAUUGUAAGCAAAUCUUCGCAAGUGGUCAAGGUAUUUGUCUCAAGCCGGGAUGAUGUCGAUAUUGAACUUCGUCUCCGGCAGUCGAAAAAUAUCUCCAUCAGUGCGGAUAAGAACGGCCAAGAUAUCGAACGGUUUAUCGAGUCGGAAAUUGACAAGUUGAUUGCCAGAAAGCUCUUGCUGGAUGGCAAGGUGUCCCCAAGGCUUAGAGGGAAGAUGACCAAAGUUUUGAACAAGGGUGCCCAAGGCAUGUUUCAGUGGGUUGCCCUAUCACUCGACGUGUUGCGGCGGAUCAAAUUCAAGCCGGAUUUUGAAAAGGCGUUGGGGCAAUUGCCCGAGUCUCUGUCCGCCCUUUACGACACAAUUCACGCGCGGAUUGAGAAGACCGAGACCAACGGCCGUAGAGUGGCAGUGGCGACCUUGAGCUGGCUUCUCUGUGCCCAGCGCUUACUCUCUACGAGGGAGCUCGUUGCAGCCGUCUCUCUCGAUGUUGAAGUAGACGACGAGACCCCGCCCGUGUCGUAUAACACCGAUCUUGAUCCAGACGACGAGUUGUCAGACGCCGAAUCGGAAGGGGAGCCCGGUUCAGUGUCCAUAACCGAUAUCAUUCGGUUGUGUCAUAACCUGGUGAUAGUUGAUUCGGAGCUAGACGUCUUCCGCUUCUCGCACCAGUCGGUGCGAGAGUAUCUCCAGUAUCGGAAUGAUUAUAUCGCUGCGGAAUUGCAUGCGCUGGCCGUUGAGAGGUGUCUCCACGUCUAUUUGGUGGGGGGAGUCAUGUCGAGGUCUCCCGCCAUCUCGACUGUAGUUUCUUGGGGAGAUCUCCUCAAAUCAUACGCACGCUUGUACUGGCCCGCACACUAUCAAGCUGCCGAAGAGAUCAUGUCGGCCAUGCUCAAGGAGAGGAUAUUGCCAUUCUUCGUGGAAGAGAAAAGGACAUCAUUAGCGUAUACAACCUGGGCAAGAGAGAUCAACUCCGAAUAUGCGGACAGAAGUGACAUUUUCCGCGCCUUGGAUUCGAAACGACGAGAUCGUCUGGGCCAUCGGAUAUGGUCUGCGGCGCUACGGCCACCAUCGCCUUUCCGUGCAGCUUGUGCUUUUGGCCUUUUUUCUUUGCUGGAAGAACUGGACAAAGUCUCGCAGGAUAGCUUGAAUCAGCUUGCGUUGAGCGGUGACAAGCUCCAUUUACUCCAUAUCGCAGCAAAAGAAGGCCACGGCCAAAUUGUGGAACGGCUCCUCGGGGAAGGUUUCGAUCCGGACACCAGGAAUGAGUACGAUGAAACGCCCUUGUUGUCAGCCGCGAAAGAAGGCAGAGAAGUAAUUACGAAGGUAUUGGUCAACAACGGCUCCAACUUGGAGGCAUCAGACGAAGUUGGAACACCGUUAAUAUGGGCAGUAGUACGUGGAGACGAGGCGGCUGUCAAGAUACUUCUCGAAAAAGGCGCCAACUUCGAGGCAUCAGGGGCAUUCGACAUGACACCGUUAAUGUCUGCAGCACAACAGGGAAACGAGGCGAUUGUCAAGAUGCUUCUCGAAAAAGGCGCCAAUCUGGAGGCAUUAGGGGCGAACGGCAGGACACCGUUAACGUAUGCAGCAGAACUGGGAAACGAUACGGCUGUCAGGAUGCGUCUCGUGAAUGGAGCAGAUUUGGAAUCGCCGGCCGAAGUACAAGGUUGGCCCGCACUGUUGUUGGUACCACACCCAGUAGAUGUAGGGUUGGAGUGGCGAGGGCAUAAGGAAGUGGUGAUGAUGCUUCUCAGAAAGGGUGUGAUCCGAGACUCUAAGAAUGAAGAUUACGACGACAUCCAGCUGUCGGUAGCGGCAAGGUUUGGGGACGAGGCUGCCGUCAGGGCCUUGGCUGACAAGGGCGCUGAUCUAGAGUUUGUGGACGACAUUCACGGCUUGGCGCCACUAUCUUGGGCGAUUCGAGGGGGCUUUGAGGCGAUCGUAGAGUUCUUGGUGGAGAAAGGUGUCGAUGUGGAGUCCAGAGACCACGGAGUAUACGGGGGGACACAGCUGAUAUGGGCAAUAAUGACGGGCAACACAGCGGCGGCGAAGUUGUUACUGGAGAAAGGCGCCGAUGUUGAGUCGAGGGAUUGGAGGUACGGCUGGAGCCCGCUAACAUGGGCGGUUGUCGACCGUCGGCGUUCGCUGGUAGAGCUGUUGCUGGAGAAAGGCGCCGACAUCGAGUCGAAAGAUCAAUUCAAAGGUCGCACACCGCUAUCGUGGGCAGCCGAGAGGGGUGAGGCAGCGACGAUGAAGCUUCUACUCGAGAAGGGCGCCGACACCGAGUCAACAGAUCAGGAAGACGGGUUGACACCGCUACUGUGGGCAGCGCGCGCUAGGCGUGAAGAGCUGUUCCGGCUCCUUCUUGACCAGGGUGCACGUCUCGAGGAAAGGAAAUACAAGGGUGGGAGAACGCUGCUGUGGCAGGCGGUGGAAAACGGGUGGGAAGACAUAGUUCAAAUCCUCCUCGAAAUGGGAUUCGACGCCGACUCCAAGUACAACUUCUGGGGCCUCUCGCUGCGCGAAUGGGCGGCAAAAUCCAGGCAACAGUUGACGGACAGCAUGUGGGCGCUGAUCAAUGCGGGCGUCGACGUCGAGACAGAGGACUCAGAGGAGAAGAGGAACGAAGAACCGUCCUUGAAGGCGCCAGAAAUGGGACAUGAGUGUUACGUUUCGCUCCACCCGGGGUAUAAAUUCUUGAACAAGUGGGAAGUAUAG
Exophiala spinifera is the source of this 4125-nucleotide messenger RNA. RefSeq lists its product as uncharacterized. Gene Ontology annotation, molecular function: protein binding. The record is from RefSeq and is a predicted model, not a curated record. Lineage: Eukaryota; Fungi; Ascomycota; Eurotiomycetes; Chaetothyriales; Herpotrichiellaceae. The coding region runs from base 1 to 4125 and encodes 1374 amino acids. The transcript has 8 exons.